AUGCCUCAGAGGCACUCAAAGAACAACAACGAUCUAGCCUACUUCACGUACGAUGAGAAGAGGAAGCUAGGUUACGGUACCCAGAAGGAGAGGCUCGGCAAAGACUCCAUCAAACCCUUCGAUGCUUGCUCUCUCUGCUUGAAACCAUUCAUCGAUCCAUUGUGCUGUCAAAAAGGUCAUGUCUUUUGUAAAGAAUGCAUCUUUGAGUGCUUAUUGUCCCAAAAGAAAGAUAUCCAAAGGAAGCUAGCUGCACAUACUUCUCAACUAAAGCAAGAAACAGAGAGAUUAACGCUACAAAAAGCUAGAGAACUCGACGCAUUCGAUCAACAAAACCACGGGGCCCUACCACAAUACAGUGACAAACACUUCAACAGAGACAGAAACGAAUUUCACGGAGCAAACAGUGUUAAAACCACAUCUUUUGAACAAGAAGCACUAAGAACCAUGAAGGCAUUUUGGUUACCCUCUUGCUACAUGACGCUCCGGUCAAAGUCAACGCUCCAACCACCUCCACAACUUGCCCAGAAGGUUAAGAAAAGCUUAAAAUGA
Molecule: messenger RNA, 549 nt
Organism: Helianthus annuus (common sunflower)
Lineage: Eukaryota; Viridiplantae; Streptophyta; Magnoliopsida; Asterales; Asteraceae
Product: E3 ubiquitin-protein ligase CSU1-like
Exons: 2
Coding region: 1-549 (182 amino acids)
Cellular component (GO): nucleus
Molecular function (GO): ubiquitin protein ligase activity
Source: RefSeq, a predicted model, not a curated record